AAAUUCGUUCGUCAAUUUAAAUCGAUUAAAAAUUACGUAGUUACUGCCAAAAUUGUACUUAUUGCAAAUUCAGCUCAAGUAUUGAGCUGCCGUACAAAAUUCCAACAUUCAAUAGAUCAGAGAAAGAUGUCGCAGGCCAGCGAAGCUAAGCUUGGCGCCAAUAUGAAGAGUGGCAUGAGGACGGGCGUUCUGCAGCGAGAGCUGAAACUGUGGGAGCGCAUUGAUUGGCCGAAUUGUAUACAGGCGGGCAUCUUCAAGGACUGGGCGUGUCGGUUGCGCAACAAGAGCGCACUGGAAUACUUUAAUCGCUCCAUAUCCAUAUGCCAAACGAAAGGGGAGCACGCUUGCUGCAACAACCGAAUCCUGGAAGUGGGACAGCAGAAGUGCCACUCAGUUGACGCAAAUUACUGCAAAAUGGCCUCGCGAGUGCUUGAGAAACGCAGCAGCUUUCGACGAUCGAUUGGCCAGCCAGAAUUGGCGCUGGAGGAUGCCCAAAAAGCACAUGACCUCCUGGCGCUAGAGGGUAAAUCGAAGCUGAGUAACAUCCUAAACAAGUGCGAUGCGAUCUUGGAGUGCAAUGAGUUUGAAGAUAAUCUCGUGCAGCUCAACAUCGAGAAAUGCAAGUAUAAGGGGAAAAUUGCCAACGAUCGCUUUAAGUUGCGUGCAAACCACGCAACAAGUGUGCUCGAGGAUAGCCUCGGCGAUGCCUUGCAUCCCUUUCUGCUGAACAAUUGGCCCCUGAUUAUGGAGGUGGCACGCUCUCGGCGCACAUCCGUGGCAUUCACGGCCCAGCCCCUCUGGCAGCUGAGCGAGAACGUAGAAUGCGAUGUGGAGAGUCAGAUAGCCAAGGAGAAGACCGUCUAUUCGCCGCUGGAUCGUGCGCGCUAUCGCAUGAGCCAGAACGUCUACAACAAUCACUACCUGCACCGCAGCUCCGCAGAUGUGAACAUGCUGCAGCAGCUGAAGUCAAACAUUAAUUUCUCGCACCUCUUGUCCCACAACUCCAUGCCCUACUUGACCGAGCUGCUGACCGACCAGUAUGCCAUAGUGCAAAAGUUCAUGAAGAUGUGUCACAGCCGCAGCCCCCUCUACUACUGCAGGCAUAUGAAGUGCCGCGGCACGCAGAUCUGCGAGCGGAGUCAGACGACUGCGCUGUUCCGCAUCGAGUAUCAGACGCGACGGGACUGCUUCCGAAUGCUCCGCGAGGUGCACAAGCGGCGGCAGGAGCGGAACAUCGAGCGCCUGACCGACUACAUCGAGCAGAUUAUGUCGACCAAUAUUUUGCUAAGGACAAACCGCACGCUGCCCUGGAAGUGGGAGUUCGUUAACGAAGUGUACAACAUCCUGGCUCUGGCCCACAUCGACAAAUGUGCGGCGCCCAAGAAUGUCGAUUUUCUGGAUCUCAAUAAUCAAUCCGCGCUCUAUUUGCUGGCAGCCGAACGGGCCAAGGAUCUGUCGGUUAAAUUUGGUGGUCACAAUGUUUACGCUGAAAUCGACAAGGAGAAAGAGCGACAAAGUCGUGUGGCCAAGAAGCUGGAACAAUUGUAUUCUCGCCUGAAGCACUCGCGUUUCGCCAUCGAGCGCACGUAUCUGCAGUUUGAAAUCGCGCGCACCCACUUUAAGGAGUCGCGCUACAACAAGGCCCUGAUAUUGGCGCAGAAAGCACUGAUUGAUGCACGCAACUGCAACAGCAACGCUUGGCGCUUCAAUAUCACCUUUCUGAUCUGUCAGGUGCACGCGAAGUUCAAUCGAUUUAAGCGACUUGCCGAUUCGCUAAACAAGGCCAUUCAAUUGGCCGUGCGCCUGCAGUCGCCCAAGCUGAAGGCCUAUUUGGCUCUCUGCCAUGCGGUAAACCAAUAUGAACUGGACUUUGAAAACCGACGACAAUGGGAGUCAAGCUUCAAGGGCCGCAAGCGCAAAGGCCACUCAGUAAGCUCAAUGGAUUCGACGGACAACAAUAUGGAUUAGCCGCUUCGAUGAAUACAGCAAUAGCAACAGCAGCAGCAGCAGCAGCAACAGCAGAAGCAGCAGCAGCAGCAGCAGCAGAGGGCAA
Molecule: messenger RNA, 2053 nt
Organism: Drosophila hydei
Lineage: Eukaryota; Metazoa; Arthropoda; Insecta; Diptera; Drosophilidae
Exons: 5
Coding region: 127-1968 (613 amino acids)
Source: RefSeq, a predicted model, not a curated record